AUGAAGAGAGGCACAUCAAAGACCUCCAAAGGAGGUGUGAGGAAUAAGGCCAAGGAUGUGGUUGACAUAGACCACCUUGUGGAUCUUUGGCUGGAGCUGUCAAAGAAGGGAUGUGAAAUCUUUUCAUCCUUUGGUGAAUACAAAAGUGUGUGGGCUGAAUGCGCACCAAGAGUAGAUCUUGUGGACUUAGUGGAUGUGGCCAGGGCAAUUGCCAAAGUUAGCCCAGGCAUGCAAGUCAAGUAUGGUGACUUGAAGGAGGCUGCCAUGGCCUGCACGCACAAAGACCAAAGCUGCAAGCCAAGCAGGGGUGACACUGUCCAGGAGGCCUCCAAGAAGAUAGCAGACAGCUUUGUGAUCGUCCAGAAGCACUUCAGGGUCCUAGCACUGAACAAAGGCUGGGAGGUGAAGCUGUCAUUGCUCAUGAGAAGGCUCUCCCAAACCAAGCAGGACAAACUCCAGGACUUUGUUGACUUUUUGAGGAAGCUGAAUGAGGAUGAGCUUGCAAAUGAUUCAGCUCCUGCUGGUUCUUCUACCAGUAGAGAUGUUGCUUCUGGUGGGGCACCUUCUACUGAGCUCAAGACUGACACCAUGCCCCUGUCUCAAGUUUCCCAAGAUGAGUAUGGGCUACCCAAAGUGCCAUGUUCAGAUGGCAGCUCUGACUUGGAUGUUGGCAAGCCUUUGCCUAUCAGCAAGCAAGAGAUCAGAACCCUUAAGGCUGCUCAGGAGCCUGAGAUUGAGGUUGAUAGUGUUUGCAAGAGGCCAGCAGCUUCAUGUGUGAAGAGGCCAGCAGCAAAAGGUGGCAAAAAUGUGGGCGCACCCAAGGUCAAAGCUUCAAGUUUCAAAAGGCCUGCAGCCAAUGAAGAUGCGCAAGCCACAGAAGGUUCAAAGGACAAAGGCAGUGGCAACCAAGGACAUGAAGUACAGCUCUAUACAACCUUUGGCACAGACCAGAGCUACAUUUGUGUAAAGGAGGACAACAAAAAAGGCUGUGGCAUAAAACAUGCUGAGGUGAUCAGAAAAAUCUAUCACCAAUCACCAAAGUCCAAAGCAGAGGCCUUGGAGCUGAGACAGCAGUACCUUGAUGCCCAAGAUGAAGGGUAG
This is a messenger RNA of Durusdinium trenchii, 1101 nucleotides long. The record is from the annotation of a GenBank genome assembly. NCBI's taxonomy places the organism in Eukaryota, Dinophyceae, Suessiales, Symbiodiniaceae.